Molecule: messenger RNA, 6334 nt
Organism: Hermetia illucens (black soldier fly)
Lineage: Eukaryota; Metazoa; Arthropoda; Insecta; Diptera; Stratiomyidae
Product: sporulation-specific protein 15-like
Exons: 7
Coding region: 218-6091 (1957 amino acids)
Cellular component (GO): cytoskeleton
Source: RefSeq, a predicted model, not a curated record
AGUGAAGAACGUGUUUUUUAAAUCCGGCGAAUUUCCGUUUUAAAAAAUUUAUUAACAGAAAAUUCCUAAGUCGUUUUUAAUUGUCCUGGUCCGUAUUUUUUAAAUGUUUCUUCAAGGAUUUGUCUAGUAUUUAGACUGAUUUUAUUUAAAUUUUACCUGGGACAGUGUACAAUCACACUAACCAUUACAUAAACUUUACCAAUUUUGAGAGUGGAAAAUGGCCUUUUCGACGCAACGAGACUUUAUCAAUAUUCCGUCGCGAUUGAAUUCUGAACAUGCCGGGUCUGAAAGUGAAACCUCAGAACGUCAACCAUUAACUUCGACUAGAAUAUACAAUUCAAUUUUGCCAAAUCUUGCAGAUCUUUGGAGUCGUUUCAGCGGGAAAAAUGAAGUGCCACACAGAAGUAAAGCAGGAGCUGAAAAUCCAAAUGAUUUGGUCCAAACGGGUUAUUACGAAAGCGACUCCGGCGUUAACAGUGAACCUCAAAGUGAGCGAGGUAUCACAAAUUUUAGACAUUUUGGAAAUAACGAUAAUUAUGAAAUGCAUCACAAUGUCACCUUGGAUAACGUAGAAACUAUGCUGCAAGCUUUGCAAAGAGAAGGAAAAUUCACAGUUGAUCGCGUCAUGGAACUAAUAAGAAAAUAUCAGGCAUAUAUUAAAGAUCUUUUAGUUGAGGAAAAAUUACCCGAAGGCGGACUUAAAACGCUUUUGGGACAUAUUGAAAACUACAGCACCAAAAUAUUAUCUACUGUAGAAAAUUUAACCGCUCCUGAUGGAGUGAAGGAAGAUUUAGUGGAAAACGUGAAUUAUCUUAUGGCAUCUUUGAAGACGUUUAUGUGUGAAACUGAACGUGAAAAUGAGAGCAUGUCUCAAGAGUUGCAGAGAGUCAGCUUCGACCGACAGAGCUUACAAGUUUCGCUGGACAGAUUGGCUAAUGUGGAGGAUAAAAUACUGGAUCUGAAAACACAGGCUUCAAAAGCUAAUGAUCUGCAAAAGGAAAUUUUAGACCUCAAGAAACAAUUAGAGGAUUCGCAGAACAAUAAUGCUGCCUUGGUUGACUGUUUGAUGCUGGCCAAGCAAGGACAGAGGGACAGUGAAAGCAAGUUCAAGUCAGACUGCGACAAGAUUUUUGAUGAAAUGAAGAAGUGGAAAAGCAAAGCGGAAUUAGUGAAUGAUAUGUACCAGCGUGAGAUGUUAGAACUCGAAAAAUGGAAGAUUCAUUGCAGCAGACUAAGUGUUGAAUUAGACAAGGCGACGGAAAGGAUAUUGCGUGGACAUGAAACAAAAAGGAAGUUGUAUUUUUCAGAGUCUAUGCGAACAGAAUUGGAGAGGCAAAUUGAAGAAAUGAUGGGGAUCAUCAAAGAACUGAACGAGAAUAAAAAUGCAAAUGCAGACGCGCGCCAGGAAUGCCAUCCUAGAUGCCAGAAGGCAGUUUCAAAUCUUCUAACUCAAUCUAAAAACACUUUACAAAGUAUUCUGGAAAAUGUGAGUGAAGAAGUGUUGAAAGGGAGGGAGAAGUCAGAACAAAGCAUUGUUCAGCUUAAGGAGGAAAAUACCAAAUUAAGAAAGGAGAUUGAAAAUUUAAAGAACAAAAAUGAUUCUGAGAGACGCCUUGAGGAACAAGUGCAGAAGCUUCAAAAAGAACUUGAAAAGUGCAAAACUCCAACGAGACUCAACAUGACAGAAAGUGGUUCAACUGACAAGUUAAGAGAAGAAUUGAGGAAGUGUCUGGAAGAAAAUGCAAAACUUAAGAGCCCCAAGGAGACGUCUCGUGAUGCAUCGAUUAACGGUGAGUUGCAGGAAACUAUUAAAAGAUUAGAGAAAGAGCUUGAACAAUGUCGAAAAGAAAAUGUAUAUUUAAAAUCAAUGGCUACUGUAAAUGGAAAUCAGAGUGUGGAGCAGCUGCAGUCCUCCCAACAAGUAGUUGUUGUAAGCCUAGGACAUCCGCCAGAAUUGCUUAACUCAAAUGAUUGCAGUCGUGAAACACAGAAAAGCAAUCCAGACCACGGAGACGGAGGAACUGAAGGUAUCAUCAUAGGUCCGCGAUCAGAAAGUUUAAACCAAUCUUUCCAAGAUUGUCAAUGUGCGGAAGAGCUAGAAUGUGCAUACACCAGUGACACUCUAAGCGAAACCCUUUCAACAUCAAGCUCGUUUGGUACUUCAUUACUAUCUCACAGAAAAGACUUACAAAUCGAGCACUGCAGUCAUGAAAUGCAGGAGGUACAAUUACUCUUACUAAGAAAGGACAAAAAAAUCAACCAACUUGAGGGAGAAUGUGAAGCUCUUCAACAAAAACUAGCCACGCUCACUGAUGAAAUGAGGAAAAAUGAAACUUCAAAAUUAAAUUUUGAACAAAUUGAAAGGAAAUUUUCAAGAUUGACAGAAGAACUUCAGGAACAAGGAAAUAUAAUCCAAUCAACCAAAAAGCAACUAAAGGCGCAGGAAACUGAAUUAAAGAGGGGUGCGACGCUUUUGUCGUAUGUGCAGAGUAAAAACGAGACACUGAUUGCUGAAAACUUACGCCUACAAGAAGAAAAAUGUGCAAAGGAUGCUAUUAAGACCGAGAAGGAUCGACUGAACGACGAUCGUAAGAACCAGGACAGAGAUCUGGAGGAUUUACAAGCUGAAUUAGAAAAAUCGCGUAGAGAUACUGAAGAAUACAGAAAGGAAUUUAAUGAAAAGGUUCGCAGUCUGCUUGAAGAAAAGUCGAGACUUGAAACAGAAAAUGCAAGGCUGGCAAAAGAACUUGAUGGUUUGGAUGAUGUGGUUGACGAAAUUAAUGCCGAACGCAAUAAAAAUCGAAGACUGGAAGAACUUAUCGGAGAUCUUGAACAAAAACUGGAUCAUAUGCAUAAACGUAGUAUCAGGGAGCAAUUUACAGAAGCACCCUCGUCUUUUAAACAAUACAUAGAAAGUUUAAAAGACCAGCUUGAAAAGGAGGUGCAUGAAAAUAAUUGCCUUCGAGAUCAACUUGUAGAACGCACAAAGGAACUUGAGGUCCUUAAAAAGUCUAUGAUGCAGCGCAAUUACGACUGUUCGAAAGUUAAAGAGACAAGAAAUAAGAACGAUAUGCGCGUACUCCAAUAUAAACUAGGUAGUAAUGAUGAUAUGCCCCUUGACUACAAACAAUUGACUAAAGAGUUGAGGGCACAGGUGGAUCGUGAGAAGCAACGCUAUCAACAACUCCACUCGAAAUUUAUUGAUUACGGCAAAAAAAUUGAAGAACUUGAAACAAAACUUGCCAAUAAAAAGGCGCACUUAGAGCGUGAACUGGAGAAUGAGGGCCUUCAGGUUGUGAAUUUCAAGCAGCGGGAGAGCGAGGAGAGCAGCCACUUGUCUAAUAAUGCCCCGGGAAAAGUGAAAAUCAUAAAAGAUGAAACUAAGGCACUUCACGCUGAACUGGCCUUAGAAUAUAAGAAAAACGCGAAGCUCGCCCAGAAGUGCAAAAAAUUGGAAGCUCAAAUAGAGGAAUUGAAAGAUUUAUGCGAGAUGAAGGAGAAUCAAAUUAUAUUUUUAAAAAAGAAACAAAAAUAUUAUAAGCAACACAAUUUUAAUUUAUACAACUUAGACAAUAAGCCAGAGUUGGAAAAUAGACUCUUGCAAGCUUCUAAUAUCCAAACACAGAUUUCCUCACCAGCACAGACAUCUCAACCGCUUCCUAAGAAAUCACAAGAAUCACAGGAUAGUUCCACUUCGAAGUCAAUCGAAUGUCAAAGCAUUUUGGAAAGUGCAGAAUAUCAAUUACCUACAAGACAAAGUGAAGUAAUGGAUUUCAAGGCUAGACGUCAGGGUCCCUUGGCGUCUGAAUUACCACUCUUCAAGCAAAGUACAACAGUUUCAAAUAUAAACAACCGAAAUUAUUCGAAAUCGGGAUCUGCCACUUACCUUGCCGCUCAAACAAUGGCUGAAAAAUAUGUAUCGCCUGUAAGACAAUCAUCACGGAUGAUUCCUCAUAUUGAACAGCAAGGGUGUUUGACUUCGCAAACAUAUUCAACAUCAGAAUCUCCUGAAUGUCAGAGUGUUUUGAAAGAACCAGAAUACAGGCAAACGCAUGCAAUGAGCUCCAUUACUAAGCAACAAGAAGUUUCGCCAUCCUUGUCAAACGAAUCACAAAGUGUCCCUAGGAUUUCAGGCAAUAUCAUAGCCUAUCAAUCUUCUACAUGUAAAUCGGGCAAUAAGUUGAAACAACACAAACGUCUUCCAGCAGAGUCAAAUGAAAAUCAGAACCCCUCGAAAGGUGAUGGACCUCCUAAUGUUCAGCAACAAGUACAACUUUCGAACCCUAGCCAUCAGCAUGCUGCAGACAUGAAGAUCUGUAAAUGUUCGCGCGUGGGUACAUGCACACACCAAAUACGAGUGCCGAUUCCGAAAGUAGAAUCUCGAGGCGUCUCAAUGACGUCAGAACCACCUAAAUAUCAAAGUUCCCUGAAAAGCAGUGAUCACCAGUCACGUGCAAUAUCUCUACAAGAAAAAAUUGCCAAGGCAUCCCAGGAGACUCAAACGUCUGAGUCAAUAAAUUUUACAUCAGAUGCAGUCAAAUCAGAAGAUCAUGUACUGACGGUUUCAAAGAAAAAGAUUUCAACAUCAGAAUCACUUGACGAUCAAAGCAUUCCAAGGGACGCUAAAUACCGACCUCAAGACAAACCAAUGGGAGAGGUUAUGGAGCCCCAGAAUCAUUCAACAUCGGAAUCUCCAGCGUGUUCGAGUAUUUUGAAGGAAGAUAGUUCUAAUCUUCCUGCAAGGGAACUAGGAGGCCAACAAAUUUUUACAUUCGAAUCUUCCGAACACCCGAGUAAAAUAGGGCUCGGAAACAACUUUGUACGAGAUUACUCGUUGCCGUCACAAAAUACUGAGAGACGCGGUGCCAAACUUGAACAAUUAGAUUAUGAGUGUCCCAGCAUUACAAGCACCUCAGAUGAAAUAUAUUCGGAGCAUAAAACAUAUGCUACGCAGACUACCAACAACCAACUGACCCUUGUUGGGUUGGCAAACAGUUUCCAGGAAAUAAAUGAUGCAAUCAAGCAACAGCUCCAAGCUGAAAAAGAGAACUCCCAGAUCCUAGAACACCAAGUGAAUUCAUAUAAGCAAGAAGUUGAAGAACUAUCGAGUAAGCUGGACCAAUCUCGAAGCCAGGUUGCUCAGCUUCAAAAUAUCCUCAAGAGACGUGAAAGCAAAAUCGAGGAACUACAAGAAAUGGUCGACAGCAUGAAAGCAGGAGUAGGGAAUCAUGAUGAAAGAGGUAUCCAAACAAUUGACUCCCCCAUCGCUUCAGGUGCAGCCUCUAGAUUGCUUGAACCAACUCUAGUUCACCAUCGUCCCUUCCCGGGAACUAAUCACUUGCAAAACCAAUUAGAGGCGCAAAUAAAACGUAAUUAUGAGUUGACUAAAGACUUCAGCGAAGAAAUCACAAAUACGCAGGCAUUAAAGCAAGAACUCAAACAAGCUCAACGAGAAAUCCGGAAGUUAUGCAAGUGUGUAGAGGAAGUUGAACAAGAAAAAGCGAAGCUCAAUGAAGAAAUUCAGAAACUAAGGGACGAAAUUACGCAUAUGAAAAGCACUUGUAAAGAGGAAGCUAGUUUAGAUAAAAAAGAUGAAAUCGAGAGGAAAAAGAAAAAUUGUGGCUGUAAUGAACCGCAGUGCCCAAAAUGCAGAACUCUCCCUGCAAAGUCAACUCAAAGUAAAAACACACAAGGAGCUCAAGGACGGCUUCGUGCCAUUUGCAAGAAGAUAGAAGAAAAUGGAUUAGAAUCCUUAGAUAUUAGGGACUUGUCAUUCCUUCAUCGUGAAGUUUAUACAAUUGGCAAGAACAGAAGGAUUUCCGAAAGUGAACCAACGCAUGACAAAUGCUGGAAUUUCGUGUCGAACCUGCCACCAAUACCCUCAAAUCAGGAAGAAAAAAUAAUGGCUAGGGUGAGUUACCUAGAAACAGAGCUCGAUAAUGCUAAUCAAGUUCUUCAACAUUUGAAGAAGGAAUAUGAGAAGGAAGCCAAAAACGAUGGAAGAGAUCGACAACGGGGUGGGGAAACCAAUAAGGUGCCACCAAAGAGCGUGGCUCUUGUAAGGAAAUUAGUUGGGAAGAGGAUAGAAUAAUCGUAGCUACUGACGUGCAAGACUUCCAUUACAUAUGCUUCUUUGCAUGGUACAAAUAUUAAAAAUGAUAAGUAAGAAAUUGUCCUUCUGUGAAAAUGAAAAGAAUUUAUUUGUAAUGUUUGCGCAAAAUUGCGCGUCUUAAACUUAUUAUUGUAUCAAAAUUUUUUUGUGAUAUUAUUAUUUGAAAAUUUGUUGUCGGAAAGAAUUAUGCGAGUGAAAUAUAUCAUUAGAGAUCUAUUAUUA